CGCGCCGGGCGGCCGGCGGGCGCCGACAAUGAGGCUCCAUAAAAGGGAGCGGCGGGGGGCCGGGGCCCCGGAUUGAGCCCUCCCCGCCGGGGUCCCUUCGCUCCUGGUCGCGGGGAGGCCCGGGCGCGGCCGGCGCGGGCCCGGCGGCGGCGGGGAGGGGCGGCGGGCCGUCCUGCGGAGCCCGGCCGCGCCAUGGCGCUCAAGGCCGAGGGCGCCGCGCUGGACUGCUUCGAGGUGACGCUCAAAUGCGAGGAGGCGGAGGACGAGGACGAGGCCGUGGUGGUGGCCGUGAUCCCGCGGCCCGAGCCGAUGCUGCGAGUGGCUCAGCAGGAGAAGACCCCGCCGCCCAGGCCCUGCCUGCUGGACGCGGGCGGCGGUGGCUGUGAGGAGCCCAGGCUGCAGAUGACGUGGGAGCAGGAGUUCCUGGUGGGGAGCAGCCCGGAAGGCAGCGGGCGGGCGCUGUGCAUGGUGUGCGGGGCCGAGAUCCCGUUCCCCUCGGCGGACACGGCGCGCGCGCACAUCCUGGACCAGCACCCGCACACCCUGGACCUGAGCCCUUCGGAGAAGAGCAACAUCCUGGAGGCCUGGAGCGAGGGGGUGGCCCUUUUGCAAGACGUCAGCGCUGAGCAGCCAUCCCCACCCGACUCAGACUCGGCCCAGGAUGUCCGUGCAGACCCGGACCCUGCCCCGGACCCUGCCCGAGUGCCAGCAGAGAUUGUCGUUCUCCUCGACUCGGAGGACAGCACCGUCCUCCCCAGAAGGACCCGGCCCCGGGGACUCCGCCCGCUUGAGCUUCCAGUCGCCCCUGCCACAGAGCCAGUAAGUAAGAAGUCUCGGAGUCAGAGGUGGAAGGAGCCCCCUGAGGAAGAGCCAGCCAGAAAGAAGAGAAGCAGAUCCGUGACCAAAAACCCAGACCCGGACCCGGACCCGGACUCGGACUCAGACCCCUUGUCGCCUGACUCGCCCACAGAGGCUUUCACGGCGCCCCCCGAGGUCCGGCACUUCACCGACGGCAGCUUCCCUCCCGGCUUCGUCCUGCAGCUCUUCUCCCACACCCAGCUGAGGGCCGCGGGCGGCACGGGCCCCGGGGCGGGGCCGGCGGCCGAAGGAGGCCUCCCCCCGCUGGAGAGCCCCUCUCCAGGUCCCCCUUCCGGCCUUCGCGGGACGCUGGAUCUCCAGGUCAUCCGCGUGGAGGAGGAGUCCCCGGCAGUCAGCUGCCUACAGGAUUGGUCCAAGCAUCCCCAGGGCACCAGGGCUGUGGGAGUAGAUGACACCCUGGUCAGCACGAGGCUUUGUUGGAUCAGCACCACAGGGGGUGGCGGGAAGCAGGGGGUGGUAUAGGUCCUGAUUCCUGGGAGAGAGUGGAGGAGGCCAUGUCUCUGCUUCUCAGAGCUUCAGCGCUGCGCCUGGUGAAGAGUACCAAGGCAGGGGAGGCGGGGAGGGGCAGCAUCCGCUGUGGGGCGGGGGCACGGAGGAGUGCCCACAGCAAGUGGGGGCGUGAUGAGGCUGUGUGGGUAGGGCACUGGGCCUGGGAGAACCACGCUCGAUCCUUCUCUGACCCACACCUCUGUCCCACCUCCCGUCCCCUCAGCCGCUCACCAUUCUCCCUUGGCACAGUGCCUUACACCAGAAAGAGGAGGGCACCACGGGGUUUGAGCUGAGUCCCACUACCUCAGAGGACGCCUCUCCAUCCCCUGUUCAAGUCACUCAUCCAGGAGGCCUCCAUUACCUCUUCCCGCUCCAUCCCUGCAGGAGGCCAAGCAGUGACCUGGUCUUCAUUCACUCCCACUCCUGUUUUCUGGUGGUACAUACAUCUCCUGUUGGCAAUAAAUUAUUUUUUUUUAUUAAGA
This is a messenger RNA of Pipistrellus kuhlii (Kuhl's pipistrelle), 1850 nucleotides long. RefSeq names its product spindlin interactor and repressor of chromatin binding (gene SPINDOC). NCBI's taxonomy places the organism in Eukaryota, Metazoa, Chordata, Mammalia, Chiroptera, Vespertilionidae. Gene Ontology annotation, biological process: negative regulation of DNA-templated transcription. The record is from RefSeq and is a predicted model, not a curated record.